Messenger RNA from Closterium sp. Naga37s-1, 669 nucleotides. The record is from the annotation of a GenBank genome assembly. NCBI's taxonomy places the organism in Eukaryota, Viridiplantae, Streptophyta, Zygnematophyceae, Desmidiales, Closteriaceae.
AUGGAAGCUCUGCCCCCGUUCCAUCCCUCCUCACCUCCUGCGAAAUCCACAUCCUCACCUGCUAAAAAGCCAUCUGCGCUGAAGCGCGUCGCGUUACACCCUUUGGGCUGCCUGCGCUCAAGCCACCCACUCGAGCAACCCCUCAAGCCACCCACUCGAGCAACCCCUCAAGCCACCCACAAGAGCAACCCCUCAAGCCACCCACAAGAGCAACCCCUCAAGCCACCCACUCGAGCAACCCCUCAAGCCACCCACUCGAGCAACCCCUCAAGCCACCCACAAGAGCAACCCCUCAAGCCACCCACUCGAGCAACCCCUCAAGCCACCCACAAGAGCAACCCCUCAAGCCACCCACAAGAGCAACCCCUCAAGCCACCCCAGCUCUGUCCCCAUUCCCUCUCACCUGCUGAAAAAGCCAUCCGCGCUGAAGCGCGUCACAUUACACCCGUUGGGCUGCCAGCGCAGGCGCUCGUACUGGCGCAUGUCGAGCGGGCGGUUGCUGCGCGCACACGCGAAGCUGGUGGAAAUCCACCCGCACUUCUCUCCCGAGUAGUACGCCGGCUGCUGCGUCGGCACCCACUGCCCGUGGUACAGGUCGCACAGAGGGCCCGGGCUGGCAGCAGGGGCGGCGAGGAGGGAUCUCCGCCGGAGACUUCCGGGCAGGGCUGA